AGUUCUAUUUCACAGAAUGUUCGUGCACCCAUUGCAUCUGACCGGUUGAUCAUCGACGCCAUCGACGUAUCUUGGAAAUUUUAUGAGUAUCAAUUGUUCGUCUUGGAUCGUAUAAAGGCCACCACACUGACGAUGGAACGUGACAUUCCUCAUCUAUUGUCGUAUGCACCCUGAAUCAAGAAAGUUCUUCAACAAUGACCUUGUGAAAAAAUUGCUUCGACCAUUUGAUACAACAGUCAAGUUCCCCAACGAUGUGAUGGUCAAAUUGAUGGAAAUUGUUUGGGAUUUUUAUUAUGGAAGGCGAAGCAGGCUGGAUACGUGUGCCAAGAUCACGAGUUUGUUAAGUGCAGUUGACGAUCUGGAUAUUGACGACCUGGAUAAAAAGAUUAUCAUGUCCAUCCAUCAAUUAUGUCUAUCCUUGCCCUCAGAUCGCAUCAUGAACGACACAUCAGAAAAUAACUAUUGCACCCGAUAUUUGGCACCAGCCUUGCAACCUUUAUUCGAUGAUGAUGAGACGAACACCCAAAUACUUUGGCCAACCACUGUCCCUGCAAAUAAGCGAUCCUUUUCCUUGGCAAAUCGACGGCCCGACUGUAUCAUUUCAACAUUGAUGGACAAUAAUUUCGAAAUCAACAUUGGAUAUGGAGAAGUGAAAUCGGCUGCUGAAUACGACAACCAUUAUCAAACAAAUAUGGACUUGUUGCGUCUUGGACACUUCUGCAAAGAUACAAUUGAUGAACACAAGUUACAAGCUAGCCUUGGCAUACAUGUAGUUGGUCCAAAUUUGACAUACUAUCUUAUGGAACUCAAGGCCGAUGGUCUGUAUCUGAUGGAAGAGCUUGUCACAAUCAGAAUGCCAUUAUGUAUCAAGGACAUUCCUGCAUAUCUUGCGAGCCUUAGCCAAAUCAAGAAUGUCACCCAUCACUUUUACCAUCAUUGCAAGCAAUCCGAUGCAUCCGCGAUGAUAAUCAUUAGUAAACGCAACAGAGUUAGUCCCACUGCUGAAAACCUUGAUCAUGUCAUUGAAAAGACCAUUGAUCGCAAGCGACAUAAUCAUGUCAAAUAUUGAAUAAAAUACCAGAC
Molecule: messenger RNA, 1083 nt
Organism: Zychaea mexicana
Lineage: Eukaryota; Fungi; Mucoromycota; Mucoromycetes; Mucorales; Lichtheimiaceae
Exons: 6
Coding region: 164-1069 (301 amino acids)
Source: RefSeq, a predicted model, not a curated record